AUUAAUUUUUACGCUUCUCUCUCUGCAAUUACUCCUUGAGAGCAUCUCUCUCUAGAAUAUCGAGUAUUGCUGACUUGAGCGUUGGAGUGUUUUUCCUUGGAAACAUCCUCGGGAUUUUCAGGUGUAGAAGCAGCUAGGACUUCAACAAUGUUGGAUUGCAAAGCUGCCCAAACAUUUGGCGCCGUCUGUGGGAAACUGAACAAGAAGUUGUGUAGCUAAACCUGCUGAAAGACAAAAUGGUUCGUACUUUUACCGGAAAUCGCCCCCCAAGAAAUGAAAUAGACGAACAGGAGGACACUCAACUGUCUGAGCCCGGUUUGAAUGAUUUUAGACCGAUGCCCAGGAACCUUUUCGUUGGAGGAGCAGAACAGGAUCAAUUAAGUGGAACAGAUGACGAUGAAAGAACACCAACUGGGUAUGCAACUCAGCCCGAACCUUUCCAAAUCCUAACAGGAACAAGACAAAGGCAACCCAUACCAAGCAAUCUACAACCGGAACGACCUGAAAGGUUAACAGAACCUGCUCGGACAGCCGAGCUCGAAGAGAGAACUAGAGUUCUCGAAAUGGCAAUGGGUAAAAUCCUUGCCCGCUUAAUCCCUGAUGAUCCCCCGAUUCCUUUGUUGAACAGGGAUGCACAACCAGCUGCGGUUGUUGCAACUCGAAACUCCCCCACUCUGAGCAACAUUGUGGUGCCGACCAGGCCCAGGGGAAGCGGGAAGCUAAAUAACGAACCCAGCUCGUCCAAACAUAGUGAAGAAUUGAUGAGAAAGAACGCAGACCUUGAAAGACAGCUGCGGGAUGUACAAAAAUCUAUUGACGAGCUAAAAAGUCCCAGGUUGCACCAACAGACUCUGGAUUUGGAUAGUGCUCCACUAAACCUAUCCAUCACAGCAGAACCAUAUCAAGAGGGAUUCAAAAUUCCCCAUUUGGAGACAUAUGAUGGCUCGGGCGACCCAGAUGAACAUCUGCACACUUAUCAAGCCAUCAUGAGAAUUCAAAAUGCCAAUGAUGCCAUGAUGUGCAAAGUAUUCCCAGCGACAUUGAAAUCAACAGCCAGAAGAUGGGAGAUCAAGCGCACGGCGACCGAGCUGAUGCAGGUUAAUCAGAGGGAAGGGGAAUCUCUGAGGGACUACAUGCAGCGAUUCAACAAAGCCACUCUGGACAUUGACAACGUCCCAGACACCAUCUGCCUGUCUACCUUGCUGCAUGGUUUAAAGCGUGGUCGGUUCCUAGACGACCUGCUAGAGAACCCACCGAGGACGUGGAACGAAGUAAAUGACAGGUCGACUAGCUUCAUACUAUCAGAAGAUUUCCAGUCAUCCAAGCGGCGAGCUGAUGAUAAGCAUAAUAAAAGUCAUGAGCAACCGCUGAUGAGAGAAGAAAAGAAAAAACAGAAAGUCAACGAGCAAUGGGGGAAGCCCGCUGACUUCCCAAAGUAUGCUAGUUACAUCCCUUUGACCUUGCCAAGGUCUCAAAUUCUGGCACAAAUCCAACACUGGGUUAGGAGACCCCCACCCCCACUGCAUGAUUCCCCUAGGGCGGACAAAAGCAAGCACUGUGACUACCAUCGUGUAUAUGGUCACAAUACAGAAGAUUGCCAACACCUGAAGGACGAGCUGGAUUUCUUGGCUCGCAACGGGAAGCUAGAAGGAUAUGUUCAGAAGCUCCACACCCAGCAACCCACUCAAGCUCAUUUUGUACAGGGGUAUGACCGACCUCAGGGGCAGAGGUAUCAGCUCGGCGGGGCACAGGAUGCAUAUCAGGAUAACCAGUAUCUUUCGGAGCAGGGCAAGGCGUACAGAGGACGUCCGUUCAAUAAGAGAGGACAGGGACAGAGAACUACCACCCAUAACCAAAAAGAUAGGAAAGGGGUAGGUUAUGCUGGGAUACCCCCGCCCUCUGGCACCAUAAAUAUGAUAUCAGGUGGUGUUCACUUUGGAGGCCAAAGCGCCCAAGGUCGCAAAGCAUAUGCACGUCAGGUGAUGACAGUUAACAAAAACAGGCCUUUGAAACGCCCAUUUGAAGAAGCAGAAUGGGAAAAUGCACCCAUCACAUUCAGCCCGGUAGACUAUAAGCGAGCAGAAGGAGAGCCCGACGUUAUGAUGCCACAUGCAGAUCCUUUUGUGGCAACGGUUCAUAUAGGCAACCAUAACGUCAACAAGGUCUUCAUUGAUACGGGCAGCUCGCCGGAUAUCCUGUACUGGAGUUGCUUUCAGAAAAUGCAGCUGAAUCCAAGCUCACUGCAGAAACACGAAGGGCCUAUAUAUGGGUUUGACAAUCAGCCCGUCCCGGUUGAAGGAGUCAUUACCCUUCCCAUCUAUGUGAGCUCGGAACCACGGUUCAUGAUGGCUUCCGUUACCUUCCUGGUCGUCAAGAUGGAGUCAGCUUUCAAUGCUAUACUGGGAAGAGCCACUCUUUGCGAGCUCAAGGCUGUCGUCUCACAACCCCAUCUCUGCAUGAAAUUCCCAACUCCUCAAGGGGUAGGAGUACUUAAAAGGAAUCAGAAGAUGACCAGAGCCUGCUACCAGGAUACUUUCAAAAAGGUUGAGCUCGCUGCUGCCCUUGCAGGCUUCGAAAAUCACAGACCAACCCAGCUCGGUCAACAGACAAUGAGCAUAUCGGACAUUAAGCAUAGACCUGAGGGUGUCAAGCAGAAAGUCGAGCCGGUAGAGCUAGUAGAAACCAUUCCUUUAAACCCUCAUGUGCCGAAAAGAAUAGUCAAGAUCGGCACCAAGCUCACAGAAGAAGAGCGAGCAAAGCUUCUGGAGUUUUUGAGGGUCAAUCAAGAUGUGUUUGCGUGGACUACAGAUGAAAUGCCUGGCAUCCCUGCAGAGUUGACAGUCCACAAACUCAGCACGGACCCCACCAAAAGGCCGGUGGUGCAGAAACGUCGCCUUUUUGGCCCUGAGAAGCAGGCUGCUAUAGAUGAAGAGAUACAGAAGCUACUACAGGCAGGCUUCAUCAGGAGAGUGGAAUACUCUGAGUGGGUAUCUAACCCAGUGCUCGUUAAAAAACCAAAUGGCAAGUGGAGGAUUUGUAUUGACUUCACCAACUUAAAUGAGGCAUGUCCAAAAGACCCUCAUCCCUUGCCUAAUGUGGAGAAGCUAGUUGAACGGGCAGCCGGGCAUGAGCGGAUGAGUUUCCUUGACGCUAGCUCGGGGUAUCACCAGAUCGGCAGGAACAUAGAAGUAUAUGUGGAUGACAUGAUAGUCACCAGUGUACGAGCUGAUGAUCAUAUAGACGACCUGAGUGAGACCUUUCAAAAUUUGCGCCGAGCCCAAAUGAAGCUGAAUCCCCUAAAGUGCACGUUCGCUGUAGAAUCAGGAAAAUUCCUAGGGUACGUGGUAUCCAAGAAAGGAAUUGAAGUGAACCCAGAGAAGGUUCUGGCCGUUCAGCAGAUGGAGCCUCCCAAGACUGUGAAGGAUGUGCAGCGCCUGACAGGUCGCGUAGCCGCAUUGCACAGAUUCAUAGCCAGGUCGGCGGAAAGGUGCCUACCGUUUUUCAAAGCCUUGCGAGAGCCCAAGCAUUUUCAAUGGACCGACGAGUGUCAACGGGCGUUUGACGAGCUCAAGCAGUAUUUGGUAUCUGCACCCCUGCUGUCCAAGCCUGUGGAAGGGGAGAGUUUAUACCUAUACAUGGGGGUUACAGGAGAGGCAGUGAGCUUAGUCUUGCUCAGGGAAGAGAAUAAGAAUCAGAAGCCUAUCUGCUACGUGAGCAAGGUUUUACAAGGUGCAGAGCAGAACUACACAUUAGCAGAAAAGGCCGCCUUUGCCCUGGUUUACACAGCUCGUAAUUUGAGGGCUUAUUUCCAAUCACAUCAGAUUGUUGUCUAUACCGAUUUGCCAUUGAGAAAAAUACUGCAAAAACCUGAACUCUCUGGUCGGCUUAUUGGAUGGAGCGUCGAGCUGAGUGAAUAUGACCCCAAAUUUCAGCUGCGCACAACCAUAAAAGGUCAGGCCGUUGCAGACUUUCUGGUGGAGUGCAUCUCAGCGACUAAGGAAGAAAAAGCACCCGAACACCCAGUCUGGGUUUUGUAUGUUGAUGGAGCUGCUAACGUGGAAGGAUCGGGUGCUGGGACUGUGUUAGUGGGCCCAGAUGGCUUUAAGUCUGAGCACGCACUGAGGUUUAAGUUUCAGACAACUAACAACGCUGCAGAAUAUGAAGCCCUCAUUUACGGAUUGAAGCUGGCGUCCGAGCUGAAGGUACAAAGCAUUCAGGUUUUCAGCGACUCUCAGCUCGUUGACCUUAACCCUCAGAGAUCGACAAUUGUCGAGGUGCUUGACGCCCCGAGCUACACCAAUCUCGCAGUUGAGUGCCAGCUGCUAAGCACAGACCCCUCUUCACCAAGCUGGACCACCCCGCUCAUAAAUUAUCUGCAAAAUGACGAGCUGCCUGAAGAUCAGUCCGCUGCAAAGUGGAUUAAAUGCAGGGCGGCUCAUUUCACUCUGUUAGAUAAUCAGGUAUACAAACGAGCAGCCUCCAUGCCCCUAUUGCGCUGCCUCACUCCUUAUGAAGCUGAAUAUGCUGUGAGGGAAGUUCACGAAGGAGUAUGUGGCACACAUAUAGGCGGUAGAACUUUAGCUCGGAAACUCCUGAGGCAUGGGUAUUACUGGCCAACCAUGGUCGAGGACGCACAGAACUAUGUCAAAAAGUGCCCGACCUGCCAGUUCAAUGCUGAUGAUAUUCACAUGCUAGGGGAAAUGCUCUCGUCACUCUCAUCCCCCUGGCCUUUUGCUCAAUGGGGAGUCGACGUGCUCGGCCCUUUCGUGAAAGGCAAAGGAGGUUGCACUUACCUCGUUGUCGCGGUGGAUUACUUCACCAAAUGGAUAGAAGCUAAACCACUGUCCACGACAACAGAAAAGAAAGUAGAAGAAUUCUUGUUCAAUUUCAUAUUGUGCAGGUUCGGUAUUCCUAAGCGGAUCAUAGCAGACAAUGGUCCGCAGUUCCGAGCCACCGCACUGAGGUCGUUCUACAACGACUAUGGCAUUGAGCUCUCCUUGACGUCUGUAUAUACUCCACAGUCAAACGGACAGGCUGAGUCCGCCAAUAAAAUCAUCUUGCGAGGACUCAAGACGCGUGUUUUAGCUGCGCAGUCUAAUUGGGUUGAUGAACUCAAUAAAGUGCUCUGGUCAUGUCGCACUACACCAGCUCGGCUACAGGUGAAACCCCAUUCAACCUGGCGUAUGGAGCUGAGGCCGUCAUCCCUGUUGAGGUCGGAUUGCCAUCUGGCAGACCAGAUCGUCACAGCGAUAUUACUAAUGAGCAACUUCUCAGAGAAAACCUAGACCUUGUAGAGGAGGUUAGGGAGAUGUCUCGAAUAAAGAAUAUGGCAUAUC
This is a messenger RNA of Rubroshorea leprosula, 5336 nucleotides long. Lineage: Eukaryota; Viridiplantae; Streptophyta; Magnoliopsida; Malvales; Dipterocarpaceae. The record is from the annotation of a GenBank genome assembly.